This is a messenger RNA of Gorilla gorilla gorilla (western lowland gorilla), 654 nucleotides long. RefSeq names its product immunoglobulin heavy variable 4-4. NCBI's taxonomy places the organism in Eukaryota, Metazoa, Chordata, Mammalia, Primates, Hominidae. The transcript is spliced from 4 exons. Bases 1 to 654 code for a protein of 217 amino acids. The record is from RefSeq and is a predicted model, not a curated record.
AUGAAACACCUGUGGUUCUUCCUCCUCCUGGUGGCAGCUCCCAGAUGGGUUCUGUCCCAGGUGCAGCUGCAGGAGUCGGGCCCAGGACUGGUGAAGCCUUCGGAGACCCUGUCCCUCACCUGCGUUGUCUCUGGUGGCUCCAUCAGCAGUAGUAACUGGUGGAGCUGGGUCCGCCAGCCCCCAGGGAAGGGGCUGGAGUGGAUUGGGGAAAUCUAUCAUAGUGGGAGCCCCAACUACAACCCGUCCCUCAAGAGUCGAGUCACCAUAUCAGUAGACAAGUCCAAGAACCAGUUCUCCCUGAAGCUGAGCUCUGUGACCGCCACGGACACGGCCGUGUAUUACUGUGCGAGAGUUGUUCGUGCAUUCUUCCCCGAGCUCAGUGAACGUAUUUAUAAGGUUUACUUUGAAUUUUCUGCUAGGGGACGAACCACACUCACCUACCCACUGUUACUUGCCAACGAGGUGACCCGCAGAGCAGCAGCUGCCGAGUCACUGACAGUGGCUGCUUCCUCCUCCAAACCCUCCAAGAUCUGUCCUUCCAGGAGUGUGAACCCCAGCAGAUCCGCAUGUUUUCAAUGGAUCCACUUAGCUAGUGUCUGUCCUCAGUCCCAUCCCUGGGAUCCUUCCCUGGUGCUGUGUACAGUGUCACAAUAG